UAUGACUCUUUUUACUCAAUCAGGUCUUAUGCGAAAUACAACAAUUCCACAACAUCUUAUUCUCUUCCAAAUGCUUCCAGAUUUGAAGUAUGAUUGCGUAAAGUCUGUUAUUGAACUUCAAAGAAAUAGCCAAAGUUGAGGAGCAGCAAUUGAAAUGGAAUGCGUGAAGAAGAAACUGCCUGAAGAAAUAGUGAAUUGUGGU
This is a messenger RNA of Meloidogyne enterolobii, 202 nucleotides long. The record is from the annotation of a GenBank genome assembly. Lineage: Eukaryota; Metazoa; Nematoda; Chromadorea; Rhabditida; Meloidogynidae.